AGGUUGCAUUUCAAAAAAGAAACGUAAGGUUUUCAUUCCUGCCCCCUCCCCCUUCUUCCCCCUUUCUCCCCCUGAAUUCAUGCCUUUUACCACUGGUCGGUGGCCCCACAAGACAAACCUUCGAAGGCAAUAACAGGAUGACCUUUUCCGUAUCUGCUCUAUCCAUCCCUAAGUGCAGAUCAGAUUUACCGAUAAAAGCCACUCCCCCUCAUAAAAGCUUUACCGAGCUCCUUAGAUUAAGGCAUAUCGUUCAAAGUAUUCUUUGAACAUAAAACGUAAAGAGUAUACUGAGAUAGAAAAAUGUACUUUGAAAACUCAGGUGAAUAGACCGGGCCCAGAUGAAUUAUCUAGCCAAGAUAAAUAUCGCUGGUGGAGAAAAGGGAAGGCAUAAAAAUCGAUCGAGCUGGAGAAAUCUGUUAUAAUAAACUAAAACUAAUUAGAGUUCAUCCCUGUGUUUAAAAAUAAUCUACAACGUCUCAAGAAUGAGACAAAAGUAGAAAAGUCGAAGCUGUGAAAAUUACAUAAAGAGCGAAGCAGCGAACCUGCCAAGAAGGAAAGCUUUUGCAAGACGCCAUUUCCAGAUCGAUCCAACAACUUUUAGCAUGGUUUUCUGGGUCAGGGUGAACAGUGGAAGACUCUCAGUUCGUUCAGUAUAUCGUGGGGAAAUAUCUCAAGGAAAAUUCCGUGGGUGUAAAAUCCAUCUUAACCCGUUCGCUCGUAACCUCUUCCACACAGAGAAGCGGGCGACUAUCUGUCUAACAGUUGAUAUCAGCCGAGUUCAGUUUGUGCGUAAUUUACGCAUGCGAUUCGCUAGUCUCGAGGAUCGAUAGACUUGCGCGUGGUAGUCGGGUUUUAUCGCGCGGCUCCACGGCCUGCACGCUUGCCGGAUUACAUUAGGUUUUUUGGUGUUCUUGGAAUUGUCCCUAAUUAAGAUUGAUAAAACUAUCAGAUACUUUGUACGAGUGUUUUAUAGUAGUUAAAAGUGAUAAAUUAGGUACCAUAUAUACAUCGAAGAUCCGAUCGAUCUUUAUUAAUUGAUCGUGCUUCUUCUUGAAUAUGACGGAGAUCAUGAGGAGCCGUGCGCGUCGCUUGACGCGCCGAGAGAAGUGGCCGCUUCACGUGGGAUUAUUUUUACUUUACAUUCUGGUGCAGCUGGUUACUUCCGUCUCCAUCACAUCGACGAUCAGUAAUGAACCGUCCACUAUGACGAUACUGGAAACCAGUACGAUUCCGGACCCAUCGUCUACGAGCGCACCUAAAACUGAAUUAGCAAAUAAAAACGUGGUUUCUGAUAAGAAGAAGGAUUUGGAAAAUCCUGCACUGAAAUUACCAGAUGAAACGUCCGCGUCGAAUACGAAAGGAAAGGAAAACGAGAGGAAUGGAAAUGAUGAGAAACAAAUAGCGAAUCCAGUUAAAAAUAGUCCGAAACUUAGCAACGAAAUUAUUCCUAGUACCACUAGCACUCCCUUUCACACGACGACUCUUACGCAUCACGCGCGAGCUACCUUGAGACCAAUGCGUGAAAAUUGUACACCACCUGCUAUAGAGCAAUUCCCACGACCCCUCAUGGGACCCACUGCAAGAAAAAAUGGUGGCUUGAUCAUUCAUAUCCUUGUAGCCAUCUACACCUUCUUAGGUUUGGCUAUAGUCUGUGAUGACUAUUUUAUUUCGAGUCUGGAUAGAAUUUGCGAGGAAUUGAGAUUAUCUCCCGACGUAGCUGGAGCUACUUUCAUGGCCGCUGGAUCUUCUGCGCCUGAAUUAGCAACUGUCGUAAUCGGUGUAUUCUUUGCCCAGGACGAUAUUGGCGUUAGUGGAGUGAUUGGUAGUGCGGUCUUUAAUAUUAUGUUCGUGAUCUCGGUCUGCGGUCUCUGCUCAGGAACAGUAUCUAAACUGAACUGGUGGCCUCUGUGUCGAGAUUGUUUCUUUUACGCCAUCUCCAUUCUGAUUAUGCUGGGAACAAUCUACAACAAGACCAUAUCUUGGCCAGAGGCUCUUUUCAUGCUGAUAAUGUACGCUGUAUAUUGCGUGGUCUUAUCGUUUAACGAGAGACUUGAACGCUGGGCAAAAUCUUUGAAUAUUUCAUUUUUACCCAAGGAUGAUGAUCCUGCCGAAGAGAGUGCUCUCGUUAGUUAUAGAUCAUUACAGGAAGACAGACUCUCCUACACAGGACCAAACUCUCCACUGACCGAUCAAGUAAAGAGUCAAGAAGGUAAUGGAUUCCAAGAACCUCCUAGUGAGCGACCAGUAAAACAGCCACAAUAUUACAAAGCUAAGGAACCUGAUCCAAAUGAAGUUUCGCCACUGGUGAUGCCUGUGGAUGCUGGGAGGUGGGCAAAGUUUUCCUGGGGUCUUGUUUAUCCUAUACAUUACAUGUGUCGAGCUACGAUGCCAGAUUGCAGACAGGAAAAGUGGAAGAGAUGGUAUCCCUUCACCUUCUGCGUUUCUAUGGUCUGGAUUAGUUUUUACAGCUACUUUAUGGUCUGGAUGAUUACUAUAAUAGGAAGUACUCUUGGCAUACCCGACACGGUUAUGGGUCUGACAUUCGUAGCUGCUGGAGUCAGUGUUCCGGAUGCCUUGUCGUCAUUGGCAGUCAUCAAAGAGGGGCUAGGUGACAUGGCUGUGAGCAACGCUGUCGGAAGUAAUGUCUUCGACAUUUUGGUCUGUCUGGGCCUACCGUGGUUUAUACAAACUGCGAUGAUUAUGCCAGGAUCACAUGUCAAUGUUAACAGCAAAGGUCUCAUUUACUCAACUAUAUCCUUAUUAUCAACCGUGAUAUUCUUGUUGCUGGCGACGCAUUUCAACGGGUGGAAACUGGACCGCAGAUAUGGAGUCAUCCUUAUGAUUUGGUACCUCGUUUUUAUCGCGUUCGCUAUUUUCUACGAGAUGUACGUCUUCGGUAAGAUGAAUACACCAUGUCCGAGUCCGUUUUAAGAGACGAUUCACAUCAUUCUCGAUCUUGAUUCUGAUCCUGAUCUUGAACCUCAGGGAGAGAACCUUGAGAUCCAAUGUUCAUUUGAGAUCCUCACUAAGUUUUGGUAUGAUAGCGCUUGUACGUAUGGUAUGCUUCCAUAUAAUUUUUAUUCCCCUAUUGAAUACAUCAACUGUCAUAAGAGUAAAGAACCAAACAGCAAGAGAAAAGAAAUGAGAGUUUUCACAUUGGAAUUGACAUUCAUUAUAAAAAACAAAAUAAUCUGCGUUAAAAACCGAGUAAUAGGAAUUGAGAGAAGCAAGGAAAGAAGGAUAGAAAUGCAAACUAACUUCAACGUGGAAUUCCGCGUCUCCUAAGAUGAGUCUGAACGGGAUUCCGCAAGAUUAUCGAGAUCACAGACACGUGAGGCGAAAUUAAUAUAGUGAUUAUAACGACCAGAGCCGACGUCAUGUUUUGUUUAGAUGUAUCAAAGCGCCACGGAAGGAUUAGCGUAAUCUAGGUCUUAAGUCGCUAAGAAAUGAUAAUACUCGAAGAGACAAUAUGAAUAACAGUAUUAUUAUGUACGUCAUACGUUGUUAUAUUUAAUACGCAAUUUAACGAAACGGUCCUAUAAGCCGGCUAACAUUCAGCAGGCAUAUUUCCUUUGUUAGUUGGCUAAAUAGGUGUGCAUACGAGGAACAGAGAGGUCAAGCAGGGAAAGAGAAAACGGAAUAUGUAUAGUUAGAUUGAAAAAGAUAGAGGAUUAAUAAGGAAUGAGCUCAGAAUGAAGAGAUCAGAUCACAUAGCGGAGAUAGGUAAUGACGAAUAGUCAAUAAUCUAUAGAAGAUGCACAUAUCCAAGUUACGCAGGAGUCACAUAGAGGUUUGACCCUUACUGGUCCAUUGAUAGAUGCAAUGGGCCAGUAAGGCCCAAUCACUGGCAGACUCUAAUGCGUUUCUUGGAUACGUUGUCACAAAAGAAACAUCGAAGGGCAUAGCCCUAAAUAGUUUGGCGUUCCAUAUAUGAUUCACAUGUUUCGCACAUACGAGAACGACGAUAUUAAACAACGUUAAGGAAUAGUUGAUCUUAAUAAUAAAUACGAAGUAGCUCAGUGCCGUUUAUAUAUUUAUAACGAUCAUUAGCCGUUCACAUGAAAAGAAGGGGCGUAUCGGUGGGUAGCCAUUACUGUCUUUUACUUCAUUCUUUUCCCAUGGUUAUCUUUUAUCUCAGUUCCUUCGUAUUUUAUCGUUCUCUUCUCAUUGCUUCUAAUCUAUUGUGAUUAAUUUAUGUAUACAUAUACACAUAUUUUAAUCUUCUUUCUAUAUCUCACUAUUACGUCCGAAUUCAAAUCACAAAUAUAUGUCCAUAUUGUAUACGUAAUCACGUAUGAGUGUGAUAUCUGCAUGUAACAAAAAAAAGUAAUUGCAAUGAAACUGAAGGAGGGUGUUUAGGAAUUUAGAGCGCGUGGACGCGAAUAAAAAGAGAUAAUGGACAGAGGGAAAAAGCUAAGAACUGACUAAA
Cephus cinctus (wheat stem sawfly) is the source of this 4429-nucleotide messenger RNA. Its product is annotated as probable sodium/potassium/calcium exchanger CG1090. Gene Ontology annotation, biological process: intracellular calcium ion homeostasis; calcium ion transmembrane transport. The record is from RefSeq and is a predicted model, not a curated record. Lineage: Eukaryota; Metazoa; Arthropoda; Insecta; Hymenoptera; Cephidae. The transcript is spliced from 9 exons. The coding region runs from base 1057 to 2931 and encodes 624 amino acids. Gene Ontology annotation, cellular component: membrane. Gene Ontology annotation, molecular function: calcium, potassium:sodium antiporter activity; calcium channel activity.